AUGAAGCGCCGCUACAAAGCCUCCGGCCUCUGCAUCGCCUGCAAAACCACUUCCACGACUACCACUCCAAGGAGAAAAGAAAGAGAAAGUCUGAGCGUCACGCCGUGUGAGGUCAGGAUCGAGUUUAGGGAUACGGAGGUUGGGCUCGUGGAUGAGGGAGAUAAAGUUCGCGCUCAGGCAGAAGGAAGGGAAGGAAAAAACAGGGCAAAGGAUGAGACUGUGCAUGAAGAUAGGGAUAAAGAAGAACGGAAGAUGAGAGCGAGAAAAGGGGUUCGACAAAGCCAGAUGGGAAGUAUGUACGAGGGUGAGGAAAGCGACGGAGAUAUAUACGUCGAGGACGCAAUGCCCUCCGCUUCGCUAUCGUCAACCAGUUCCGAGAACGAUGCUGACUUGCUGCCGAGGAAGCACAAAGCAGGUGCUAGGCCUAGAGCACUGCCGAGACCGAAAACGCAGACUCGUAAGCGCAGACGGAGUCCUGGGGUGUUGGAGAGAAUACAUGGUGUUGCUGCUGUCAAGCAGGGUAAGAGAGGCAGGCCGCCGAGACAGAAGAUGGUUUGGCCGGAUAGGAUCGAUGCGGGGGAGUUCGAGCUGGUUGAGAAGGAACGGAUGGCGAACACCCAAAAGAGGAGAAGUAUCGAGCGUUCAGUGAUUAAGCCGAAGAAGGUUCCGAAACGGUUGCCUCUGCUGGAGGAGACUGUGUCGUUGGAAAGCCGCAAACCGCUCGAACAACAACCAAGCCAAGUUCGAAGGCUAAGCUGCAUCGAUAAGGCAGAAGAACCGAUAAGCACAAGCAGGCCUCCUUGCUCCCGCACCGUAGACGAGGUAAACGACUUAGCAAGGAUCAUCGCCCUCGAGGCCGCAAAACGGGACAAGAAAUGGCGUUGA
Didymosphaeria variabile is the source of this 885-nucleotide messenger RNA. RefSeq lists its product as uncharacterized. Lineage: Eukaryota; Fungi; Ascomycota; Dothideomycetes; Pleosporales; Didymosphaeriaceae. The record is from RefSeq and is a predicted model, not a curated record. Bases 1 to 885 code for a protein of 294 amino acids. The transcript has a single exon.